GUUCUUAUUGGACUGCUGGUGAGUGGUUCAGUCUCCAGAAGCAUCUUGUGUCGGUUACAGCAGUCGAAAACCAGCAAAAAAUUGAACGUCGUUUCUCACAAUGUCGAAAAAAGUGAAAAACGCAAUCAAAAUCAAUCAAGUGACCCAGUGAUUGUCUAUUUUUUCGCUUUGAUCCGACAACGCAAGGAUACUUGAUUUUUGGGGGGAGGAGAGAAACCACGCCUUUUCGAAUUUUUCGGAUGUUUCGUUGACUUUCCACGAAUGGACAAGGUGUUAGCUCAAGCCUCUUCUCCGGCCCUUUGACCAUCUGGCAUGUCCCUCCAUUCUUACCUCCGGCAUCGACCUCCAGGCCGCAAAAAGUAAAAUGUACAGCAACCGCAAAGCUUUCGCCGUUAAAUGCACACUGGGCAUCAUCGCCAUCUACUUCUUCGUCCAUGUGUUGACCACCAGUAGGGCCACGGAGGCCAUCCGCGAGUUGCAACAGUCGGGGCGUAAUCUCGCAGCCCUCGAGCCCAUGGACCCGCUUGAUGAAGCCACCAAGGCACCUUCCACUACACCUCAGAGCGUCGUCAACGUGUUUGAAAGGGUGAAGGAGAUCACCAGGUGUCUGGACCGGCCUAUGGCCCCCAGGGUGCAGCAAAGGGGCGACUAUUGGGUGCUCUACAACUACGUCAUGGCUGAAAAAAAGUUUAAAUGUCAAGAGAGUGUGACGUAUACGACGCAUGCCGAUUAUUCCUUCAUGGACAAUCUGUUGCCUUUGCUGGACAGGUGGAGGGGGCCCGUGAGUCUGGCCCUGCAUGCGCCAGGGACGGAUUUUAAAAACACGUUAGAGUCCAUCGCCUAUUUGAGGGACUGUACGGAGGGGCUGGUCCGGGAGUUGGUCACGUUUCAUGUGUAUUUUAGCACGAAACAUGUACCGAAAGAAGUUCCUCGCCACAACCACGUCUUCACCGAGCUUUACAACUGCUCCCUUCCUCCACCUUUUCUUAACGUUUCUUCGAGUCAAAUGUACAAAAACCAGAAGAAGCUUCUGUAUCCGGUCAAUGUGGGUCGAAACGUUGCACGCGAAACGGCCCAAACUCACUACAUUCUUCCAUCAGACAUCGAACUCUAUCCCAGUCCUAAUAUCAUUCCGCAAUUUCUUGCAAUGAUUGCCGAAAAUCGCGGUCCUUUGCUCAGUAAAAAUCCCAAAGUGUUUCCUCUUCAUUUGUUCGAAGUGAGUGCCAAUCAGCAAGUACCCGAAAGCAAGACAAAGUUGAUUGAAAUGUUGAAUAAUGGUACUGCCGUAUCGUUUCAUAAAAAACUUUGUCCCGGUUGUCAUAAUAUACCAAAAGCGAAAGAGUGGCAAAUGGCGAAAGAAACCGAUGACCUGAAGGUGUUUCACGUUGGGAAACGAAACGGAAGGUAUAUACAUUGGGAGCCGAUCUUUAUAGGCACGCAUGCCGAUCCUUUAUACGACGAAAGGUUGAGUUGGGAGGGAAAAAGCGAUAAGAUGACUCAGGGAUACGCUCUGUGCGUGUUGGAUUACGACUUUCUCAUCCUCAACAACGCCUUUCUCGUCCACCGACCGGGCAUAAAAGUCUACAAAAAAGACCAAAAGCGUGCAAUGUUGGCCGCAAAAACCAAUCAACUCAUCAAAAAGAUAAUUUUUCCAGAACUGAAAGUGUUGUAUGGGGUGAAAAAAGGCUGUGCUGUGUAA
Molecule: messenger RNA, 1699 nt
Organism: Tribolium castaneum (red flour beetle)
Lineage: Eukaryota; Metazoa; Arthropoda; Insecta; Coleoptera; Tenebrionidae
Product: beta-1,4-glucuronyltransferase 1
Exons: 5
Coding region: 365-1699 (444 amino acids)
Source: RefSeq, a predicted model, not a curated record